This is a messenger RNA of Lucilia cuprina (Australian sheep blowfly), 891 nucleotides long. Its product is annotated as seminase-like. Gene Ontology annotation, biological process: proteolysis. NCBI's taxonomy places the organism in Eukaryota, Metazoa, Arthropoda, Insecta, Diptera, Calliphoridae. The transcript has a single exon. The record is from RefSeq and is a predicted model, not a curated record. The coding region runs from base 50 to 757 and encodes 235 amino acids. Gene Ontology annotation, molecular function: serine-type endopeptidase activity.
AAGUUUGAUCCUCGCAUUAAACCUGCAAAUAAAUGCUUCGAUCAUAAAUAUGACAGAUCAAAGUGCUCGUAUAGUAAAUGGUGAACUGAUUACUAUUGACAAAGCUAAAUUUGUUGUGAAUCUACGUUUACAAGGCCUAUUCUUUUGUGGUGGAUCUUUAGUGUCACCAAAAAUUGUACUCACUGCCGCUCAUUGUGUCAUUUCGUUAAAAGUCUCUGAAGUGUCCGUAAUAGGAGGAGCUACUUAUCUUACGGAUAAGGAAUUUGAAAGUUCUGUUUCAGAAAUAUAUAUACCAGAAGAAUACAAUUUCCUAACCAACGAUAUGGAUAUAGCACUAUUGAUAUUAUCUAAACCCCUGGAAGGAGCUAAUAUUUCUACUAUAGAACUGUGUAAAACUAAAUGGAAUACUGGUGAUGAAAUGGCGGUUUAUGGUUGGGGUCGCAUUGCCGAAGACAUUGAAGAAAGCUCAAAUCAAUUAAGAACCGUAAACGUGCCAGUAGUAGAACAGAGCAAAUGCCGAGAUAUGUAUUAUGAAAAUAGUGAAAUAACGAAUUCAAUGUUUUGUGCUGGCGAUUUAAAGGGUAAGGAUUCUUGUAAGGCCGAUUCUGGUGGACCAGCCGUAUUGAAUGGUCAAUUGUGUGGUGUGGUAUCGUGGGGUGAAGGCUGUGCUCGUCACGACUUUCCGGGCGUUUAUGCAAAUAUCUUGUUUGCAAGACAGUUUAUUGAUGAUAUUAUGAAUAAGUAUGAAAGACAAUAAUUUAUUAUGGUCCUUUCCACAUUUUUAUAUUGAUUUCAUAUUUUAAAGUUUUGCAACUAAUUUAUUUUUAAAAUCUUAAAAUUAUCACAAAUAAAGGACUAUAUUUAAAACUGUCUAUCUUACACAACUGUUAU